GAGAGAUAGAGCCAUCCUUCCAUUGUGAGAAGACAACAUUAUGAGUCUGAAAGGAUAUGUAGCUGUCAAGAAGCUGAUAAUGAGAAAAUAAUACAGACAACAUAAGAGAAAAAAUCUAAGCCAAAUGAAGAUGCAUCGGGUGUUCUCAAAACAACAGCCUGACCUUAACAAAUGUCUUUGGUAUUACUUGGAUCAUGAGACAUAAAAAAUGCCAGUAAUGUCUAAAACUGAACUUUGGGGGUGUGGAAACACUAAACACUGGUGAAUUAGAUUUUUCAUUGUUGAGGUUUCUAGACACCUAUAGCAUCAUUGUAGUACGUCUUCAGAGAGAUGAUUUUUUGAGAGCUGAUAUGGCUGAAAUUAGCUUUUUUUGCAUCUAUGACCUGAUCAUUGCGCAGAGCUAGUAAACAGUAAGACAAUAGUGGGCUGAUGUAAUACAUGUGGAAAUUUUGCAACAAGUUUGCAAAAUUUGUAAAUAGGUUUGUAAAUGAACGCAAUUAAAUGCAUGUAGUGUUGAGGGGCUCAUUCUAGGUGUGGAUUCUGACAUGCAAGUUGGGACAGUAUGGGAAAUGCAGAUAUAUACAUAAAACAGUGAUAUAUUAAACUCUGACCUGUAUUUAAACAGUACAAAGACAAGAAGUAUAAUGUGUUACCUGAUCAGCUUCAGUGUUUUUCAUGAAUAUAUGCUCAUUCUGAAAUCAGUGCUUGUGACACAUUCCAAGUUAGGGCAGGUGCAAUUUAAGACUAGGAACACAGUGAAAUGUUUGAAAAACAGCUAGACCAGGUACUGUAAUCAAGCUUGUGUAUAGAAGGAGCAUCCCUUAGUCUGUUAUGAAUAAGGAUUGGUUCAGACUUGCCAACAGUUUAAGACCUUGAGCUCAUCUGUAAGCUGUUGCAAUUUGUAAAUGUGUAUUGUUUAUGGAAAUAAUGGAAGUUGUGUUCUCCAGGUCAAAGAAGAAAAGCACCAUCCAGACUGUUACCAGCCUAAAGUUCAAAAUCCUGCAUCUAUCAUGGUAUGGGGUGCAUUAGUGGGUAACUUGCAAAUCUGUGAAAGCAUCAUUAAAGCUGAACACAUUUUGAGCAACAUACUCUGCCUUUUAGACAACCUCUUUUUUCAGGGAUGAUUAUGUUUAUUUCAGCAUCACAAUGCCAAGUGACAUUCUGCACAUGUUCCAGCAGCAUGGCUGUGUAAUCAGAGAGAGUGGGUGCUAGGCUGGCCUGGCAGCAGUCCAAAACUGUCUCAAACAUUUGCAAAACACAACAAUGAAGGACCUGUACAUUUCACAGCUGAAGACUUGUCUAACAGAAGAAUGGCAAAAAUUGCUUUCAAAACUGGAUUAGUUUGUGUCUUCAAUCCCAGAAUUAUUUUUAAGUGUUGUUAAAAGGAAAAAUGAUGUAACACAGGGGUAAACUUGCUCUUGUCUAAACUUUUUUUGGCAAGUGUUACAGGCAUCAAAUAAUAGGAAUAGAUGUCUAUAUACAAAAACAGUAAAUUCAUAAGGCAAAACAUAAAAUGCUUUGUUUUUGUACAGCUUUUUAGCAUUGGGUUUGUAAAUGAUUACAAUUAAAUGCAGUUUUACUUUUUUAGUGUGUCCUAAUUGUAAUGUGGGACUCAAUUAGGUGUGGACUCACAAAACAAUACAAAACAGAGACAACAUUAAAGUCAGAAAUGCUAAGAUUAUUGUCCUUGGCUAAGACACUUACACAAAACACCCCAACCCUUCAUAUGUUUUGGCCAUGGAGGAGAGCUCUUGCUAACGGUUUUCACAUAGCAAACACACAUGUUCUGUUCCUGGUGUUUCCUGGAAGACAGAAUAUAAACAGGACACUGAAAGUUAACAAAGUUCCCAUAGUUCCACACAUACCUGUGGUGUUCAGUGAACUUCCUUUUAAGCAUAGCAUACAUAGCUGAGUCUGUAACCAGAUGCUGUCAGCCUGUACAGAACCUGAAGUAGUCUCAGUUAGAGCAGAUCAUCAUUUAUUCACGCCACACAUUACAUGUUUCCUCACACAAUCAGAGAAGAGGUUCAUGAUUCACUGCGGGCAGGCAAUCUGAUCAAUGGCAGAAAAUAUAAAUAUAUAUACAGAUAUAUUUGGAAAAAAAAACAUUUAGAAUAGUGUUGUUAGUUCAUGAGCUAAUGAUCCCUCCCAAUUAGUUUUCCAUACCCUGUUGUACCUGUGGUACUUGGUGAGUUAAUUGUACCAUUUGCAAUGUGGACAAACAGCAACCACAACAUUUCUGGCAUGCUUGUGUGACUCUGAGAGCCACAAUGACUUUCCUUUCACAAGUCACCUCAACAAGCCAGAGCAGCUCACCUGGACAAGCAGAGGCAACUUACCGAGGAACUUCUCCGCUCUGGUGGAAGCAAAGGAUAAAAAAACAGAAAGGAAAAUCAUUUUGGUGACGAGGCCUUUCUAAGCAGUUCUCAUGAUGGCAGAACAUGGUGACCCUUGCACUGGGUCAGAGGUGUCCUACUGCAUGAACGGAGGAAAGUGCUUUAAAAUUCCCUCAGUGUCCACACCCACCUGUGUGUGUGGAGAAAACUACAAAGGCAGCAGAUGUGAGCAGUUCCAGCUGCUAAUCGUUUCAAACAAUAGUGAGGAGAAGGGCAUGAUCGCUGCUGUGAUCAUCAUCCUCAUCCUCAUUCUGGUGAUGCUGGCUGUUAUCAUCUACUACAUCUGCAAAAUGAAAAGGAAAGCAGGCCAAAAUGAGAGAAAGCAGCCUCAAAAUGGUCAAGAGUAUUGGAAAGUGAAGUCAAGGGGUGCCAGUGAUUUACCAAGACCAGCAUUAAACGUUAUUUGAAGAAAAAAAAAACAACACUAAGAAAAAUACUUGCUUACUUGCACGCUUAUGUGGAUGAUGUGAAUUUCUGAAAACCGCCCUCUGGUGGAGGCAUUGAACACUUCUCAAUGACUAACAGUUACUUUUUAAUUUUCUCUGCUUUCUGUCUUUCUUAAUAUUUCAAUUAAAGCAUGUCAAUAGGUAUAUUUCAACUAUCUUUAAAACAAAAGACAUUUGAAAUGCAUAAGUUAAAUAUUUGAUGGAAGACGCUCAUGACCAGGGUUAUAUUUUAUUUUUAAAAUCCUAUUGUAAUACAUUUCAAAUAAAGCUACUGUCUUUGGCAGUUGUGACCUACUGCCAACAUAUAUUCAAAGGAAAAGCAGUGAUGCAGAAGAGUAUCAGUGAUGCAGAAGAACAGUGACUGUUAUAUUUAAGAGGACUUACCCAACACUGCACUUACAGAGGAAUUCCACAUUGUUUUCCAAGUAGCUCAGUCGUUUGAGAUGUGAGGUAGUGCACUGUGGUGAAAAGUAUCUACUUCUUUACAUUGGUACUGAUAAGAAACAGGAGUGGCCAUGUCUACAACGCAGAUACAAUACUUUAUUUACUAUCCAAAACCAUCAGUGACCCUACAUAUGUUUUCUGGUUUAUGUAAAUAAUAGUGAUAAUGAUGGGAUAAAUCCCAAAGCAAGUUUAAUUUAGAGACUAUUUGGCCUUACAACGCCUUGCAUGUACUUCUCAAUGGUUUUAAAAAAAAGAAAUUUAGGCCAAAAGCUGGCCUCAAAAUUAUCAUUAAGAAACGUCUUGGGUGUCCAGUGUUGUAGCUUUUAGAGGCAUUAAAUGUUUUGGAUAUCUGGUUCCUAUCAGCCCAGUGGUUAAAAAUAAUAUUUUUUUCUAGAAAAGAGCAUUUCACAACAAGCUACUUUGAAUAAUUUUGUGUACAUGUACAACUUAACUGUGCAUAAAUUUGAAAAAAAUCUGUGGAAUUCCCCUUUAAUGCUGGGAUUCUAAGAUUAUGUGCACAAAUAUUCAAAAUUUUUAUACUAACUUUGUUAAUCAUCAAACAGUAAAAACAGCAUGUCUAUACUCUGCUUCAUGUGCACAUGCCAAUGGUUAUUUUCAGAUCCCCAAAACCUUCAACAUAUAAAACAGAUCUUAAGAUAUUAAACCACUUAUGAAACCCUGUGAAAACAAUGCUUUGAUGUUAUGAAUGUUUCUGUUGUUUUAUCAUACGAAGAAAAUAAAGUCUAACAGUAUUAAUCCA
Pygocentrus nattereri (red-bellied piranha) is the source of this 4046-nucleotide messenger RNA. RefSeq names its product pro-neuregulin-4, membrane-bound isoform. The record is from RefSeq and is a predicted model, not a curated record. Gene Ontology annotation, biological process: positive regulation of mitotic nuclear division; positive regulation of cell population proliferation; epidermal growth factor receptor signaling pathway. Lineage: Eukaryota; Metazoa; Chordata; Actinopteri; Characiformes; Serrasalmidae. The transcript has 5 exons. Bases 2429 to 2803 code for a protein of 124 amino acids.